Tuber aestivum (summer truffle) is the source of this 1807-nucleotide messenger RNA. Lineage: Eukaryota; Fungi; Ascomycota; Pezizomycetes; Pezizales; Tuberaceae. The record is from the annotation of a GenBank genome assembly.
AUAACAGCUUUAGGCUAGUAUCCAAAAUGCGUCUUUCCUCGCACGUUGUUCCAAAGGUAUCGCUCCUACUUCACCCCUCUACUCUUGCUGGCCUCCUGAAACUCAUAUGCCCAGCUUAAGGACCCCUCACUAUUCCGCGAAGCAGCCUUCAUAAAUGGCCAAUUCGUCCAAGCUAAAGACGGCAAAACCUUUGACGUCCAUGACCCUGCCUCUACUGACAGGAUAGCUACUAUCCCCGAACUCAGUGUUUCUGAAGUCCAGGAUGCUAUCAAUAUUGCCCGGGACGCCCUCAAAUCUUUCCGAAGGACACUCCCCCGUGAGAGAGCUAGAAUGUUGAGAAAAUGGUACGAUCUCAUCAUGGAAAACCAGGAGGAUUUGGCUGCACUCAUUACCUGGGAGAACGGGAAGCCACUCGCAGACGCUAGGGGCGAAGUUGCAUACGCAGCUGCCUUCUUUGAGUGGUUCUCUGAGGAGGCUCCGAGGAUGUAUGGGGAUAAUAUUCCUGCCUCUGUUAGGGAAAACAGGGUUGUUACUGUCAAGCAGCCUAUUGGUGUUUGUGGAUUGAUUACUCCGUAUGCCUGCACCCGCUGCCCCUCCUCUAUUCCAGGUUCUCCCACUCACACGAUAUGCUUCUCAAAAAGAUGGAACUUCCCGGCAGCUAUGAUCACCCGGAAAAUUGGUCCCGCCCUAGCAGCAGGGUGUACAAUCGUCGCAAAAGCUCCCGAGGAAACUCCAUUGACCUCCCUUGCCAUCGCAGAAUUAGCUAACCGUGCCGGUAUUCCCAAAGGCGUUGUAAACGUUGUGACAGCUCUCAAAAACACUCCCGAAAUUGGCAAGGAGCUCUGCACCAACCCUAUCAUCAAAAAGGUAUCCUUUACCGGCUCCACGGGUGUUGGAAAGCUUCUUAUGCAGCAAUGCUCUUCUACUUUGAAGAAAUUGUCUCUCGAGCUCGGGGGCAAUGCCCCCUUCAUCGUAUUUGACGACGCGGAUCUUGAUAAGGCGGUUUCUGGCGCCAUCACAAGUAAAUUCAGAUCUUCCGGACAGACUUGUGUUUGCGCCAACAGGAUAUACGUCCAAGAUGCAGUCUACAAUGAGUUUUCAAAGAGGCUCGCGGAGAAAGUCAAGGGGUUCAGAGUCGGCAGUGGAUAUCACUUGGAGAAUACUCACGGUCCAUUAAUACACGAGAGGGCGGUCGGAAAAGUCCAAGACCAUGUUGAAGACGCCCUUAAGAAAGGAGGCACCGUGCUCGCUGGUGGGAAGGGUUUGGACCACCUUGGGCCCAAUUUCUAUGAGCCCACGGUCAUCGCAAAUAUGACUAGUGACAUGAGGAUUCACCGAGAGGAGACCUUCGGCCCUAUUGCGGCCCUGUUCAGGUUCAAUUCGGAGAAUGAAGUGGUCGACCUGGCAAAUGAGGCAGAGGUUGGUUUAGCGGGAUACUUCUUUAGUAGUGAUAUUGCUAGGAUCUGGAGAGUUGCGGAGGCUCUCGAGGGUAUGUUUGACUUCCGGCAACCCCCUUUCUAGCUGCUGCCUAACCUGUUGGUGCCUAGUGGGCAUGGUGGGUGCCAAUACUGGCUUGAUAUCCGAUGUUGCGUCGCCCUUCGGAGGAGUGAAAGAGAGCGGCUUCGGAAGAGAGGGCAGCAAAUACGGCAUUGAUGAAUAUACAGUCAUCAAAUCGAUUACUUUUGGUGGUGUCGGUGAGUUGCAGGGAUAAGUGACGGGCGGGUUUACCGGUAUUUGUGCAGUACGAGUACUCGAGUACAGUAUGUGCCCCACGUUUGCAAAAAUGCCAAUCCCGGGAGUAUCAAGU